This is a messenger RNA of Ambispora leptoticha, 1191 nucleotides long. NCBI's taxonomy places the organism in Eukaryota, Fungi, Glomeromycota, Glomeromycetes, Archaeosporales, Ambisporaceae. The record is from the annotation of a GenBank genome assembly.
AUGAAUAACUCUUGUGCUUCAGUAUUAAACGUAGCAGCGUUACAACUCUUGGGUAUUGACAUGAAAAAGUUGGAGGAAUGGGUUGUGAACGAAGAGAGUGGUAAAAAUCGUGGUCGGUGUGGAGCUGAUCCUUCACCUCUUCUUAAAGUUGAUUCGACAGAUAAACAAGUCUCGGAAUUCAAAACGAUGAAUACAAGCGAGAAAAAUGAAAUUCAUGAAUACAAGGUUGAGGAAGAAUCAAGUAAAGAUAUGAAGACUAUAGCUGGUUCUUCGGGCAUAAAAGAAAAUCCUCAACCAUCGUACAUACCCAACUUCUUGCCAUCAUUACCUGAUGGUUGCCCACCAAAAGGAUCAGAAUUCGAAUCGGAUAUUAAAAAUAACGCAAAAAAGGAAAAAUAUUUAACACAAAAAAAAGAGAAAUGCACAUAUAAUGCCCCGGCUAACGUCUCUAAUAAUAAUAACUCAUUAAAACUAAGUUUCAAUAAUUUAUCACUAUCACAAGUCCAUGAGAAAUUUGAAGAAGCAUUCAACUCGUUUGAACAAGAGAAAUCACCAUCGGUUGGAUCACAAUCAUCAAAUAAGAAACGUAAUAUUAAAAGAGAACUUUCUUAUUGUCCCGUGAAUCCAGAAGAAACGAUCUGUGCUUUUUCGAGUUAUGGACUAUUUGGCGAUGAUACCGAGACUUAUAUGCCUGAAUUAAGUGAUUCUGAACUUUUUGUUCUCAAACCGAUAACUAGUGAAUUUGAAGUUGCUGCUGCUCCCGAUGAAACAUCACGACGAAUAUUAAGAGACGAUAGAAAAAUAAGAAUUUCAUAUUCUAAUAAUACUUUAUCAAGGCAAAACCCUUCAAGAAUUUCAAGACGUGCUCUUCCCACCUUAUCGGAUAAAUUACCUCCGAAUCUCAAAACCGAAAAAGCGGAAAAUAUCAUGCUGACUCCCAAAAAGAAAGCACCCACCAUUAAAACUGUGAAACCGAAACCUACCAAAAACACGUCCACAUCAUCGACCAAAACAGCUAAUGAAAUAGCGAAACAACAAUUGCCGCCACCUCUUCAAGACCAUAACACAGAAUCGUUGAAUUCAGAAAUAAUUAAUUGUAUAUGCGAAUUUCCGGAUAAAGAUAAUGGAAAACUCAUGAUAUCGUGCGACAACUGCAAUGUAUGGUUUCACGGAGAAUCGGAAAUAAAUUGA